CUGCUUGCGGCUUUAUUUCAGAUGCCUGCGCGUUGGGUUUUGCUUUCGCUUGUCCCUUUCUGCCUGCCCCGCGCUGACCGGGGUGCAGCGCUCCGUUCCCCGGCGCCGUUCCCAGGGCGGCGGUGUGGAGCUGUUGUCCCCAGGGACCGACCCGCGGGCACGGCCCCGGCCCCAGCUCCUCCCGCGGGUGCCCGACUUCCCCGCUCCGCUCCCUCCUCCGGCUGCAGAGGCAGCAGAGCUGCUCGCAGGGAGCGUUACACAGGAAGUGAAAAGUGGAGAGGGCCCUUUGGGAAUCGGCGACUGCUGGCAGGCCAGAGCAGGCAGGAGCCGGGAGUGCAUCCUUCCCUGCUCCCAAACUGCUGAGCAGCUCUCAAGCCCCAGGAGAGCAGCACAGGCAAGCAGGAGCUCAGGGGAUGCACGGGUAGCGGAGAGCAUGAGAUGGGAGAAGACUGGAGACAGAGGCAGUAAAAGUAAGAAGUCAGGGGGACGUGUGGCAUGCUGAGUGUGUGUGUGCACGCUGUGUGGGGUCUGGCCCUUGGGAAGCAGCCACAGAACCUGGGCUGGUCCCUGGGGGUGACAUCACAGUGGCACCUGCUGGCACCUCGCGAGCCCCCGGCGGUGGCACAGGACCCCGUGCUGCCUCGCUGUGCUGGGGGGCUGUGACCCUGCCAAGCACUGCCUCCCAUGCAGCGCUGCUCACGGCGCUGGGAACUGCUCUGCUUCUUUCUCCCCGUCCACUGAUGUGCCUGGAAAUUCAGGAGCACGGACCUUCGCUGCGGUCGCUUUCAACCACUUGGUGCGGACAGGACCCCCCCGUGGGACCCAUGAACCUCGCUGACGGAGCCUCACAAUGACAGAGGAAGCAUGCAGGACACGAAGUCAGAAACGAGCCUUAGAACGUGAGGUACCGCAUAACGAUGUGGACAGUAAGAAACUAAAAAUGGAGAAAGGACUGUUAGGAACUGAACUAAGUGCAGAAGGAGACAUGAAAAUAAAAACGGAUCCCGGAGCUGGAAAAGUGCAAGGACUGUUAAAAAGCGGAGAGGUGAAAGCAACCAUUAAAGUGGAGGUUCAGACAGGAGAUGAGCCCGUGGACAUGAGUACUUCCAAAAGUGAAAUAAAGAGAGAGAAGCGAGUCCCCUCCCCGGACGUCAUAGUGCUAUCGGACAAUGAACCUUCUAGCCCUAGAAUGAAUGGUUUAACAAAAAUAGCAUUAAAAGAGGCCAACACGGAGGCGCUCAUGAAGAGCAGUCCUGAGGAGCGUGAGAGAAUGAUCAAACAACUGAAAGAAGAGCUACGGUUAGAAGAAGCAAAGCUCGUCCUAUUGAAAAAGCUGCGGCAGAGUCAAAUCCAGAAGGAGACCACUACUCAGAAGCCUGCCUGUUCCUCUGGGAGUGCUGUGGCCACCCCUCCGCCCUUGGUGCGGGGCACGCAGAGUGUUCCUGCUGGCAAGCCGUCCCUGCAGACCUCUUCUACACGUAUACCGGGCACUGUUAUUCCUCCUCCAUUGGUUCGUGGUGGGCAGCAGACUUCUGCAAAAUUAGGAACCCAGCAAAACACGCAGAUAGUAAUGCCACCCCUUGUCAGAGGAGCACAGCAAAUCCACAACAUCCGACAGCACUCCAGCACGGGGCCGCCUCCGCUGCUGCUGGCGCCGCGGGCAUCGGUCCCCAGCGUCCAAAUCCAGGGGCAGAGAAUCAUCCAGCAGGGCCUGAUCCGUGUCGCCAACGUCCCCAAUACCAGCCUGAUCGUCAACAUCCCGCAGGCCUCCCCGACUUCCAUCAAAGGGACAACGGUGACGUCGGCUCAGGCGAACGCGACCACCACCAGCGCCGCUUCCAUCGUCAACUCCAACGAGUCGCCCGCCAGCCGGCAAGCGGCCGCCAAGCUGGCGCUGCGGAAGCAGCUGGAGAAGACGCUGCUGGAGAUCCCUCCUCCGAAGCCUCCUGCUCCAGAGAUGAACUUCCUGCCCAGCGCGGCGAAUAACGAAUUUAUUUACCUCGUUGGAUUGGAAGAAGUUGUGCAGAAUUUGCUGGAAACUCAAGGUAAAGUUUCCGUUCCCGUUUCAUCUCGUGAGCCCUACAUGUGCGCUCAGUGUAAGACUGACUUCACCUGCCGCUGGAGGGAGGAGAAGAAUGGAACCAUCAUGUGUGAAACCUGUAUGACAUCCAAUCAGAAAAAGGCCUUGAAAGCGGAGCACACUAACCGGCUGAAGGCUGCCUUCGUCAAAGCGCUGCAGCAGGAGCAGGAGAUUGAGCAGAGGAUACUGCAACAGACUGCAUCUCCCGUACAGAGCAAGUCAGACCCCAUCGUGCAGCACCACUCGCUCAAGCAGACUUCUAGCCAGAUGUCUCGAGGCUCUGGAGCCCCGCGGGGAGUGUUGCAUGCAUUUAGCCAGUCACCCAAGUUGCAGAAUGCAUCGUCUGCAGCAGCACUUGGGAGUAGGCCAGGUAAGCAUGCUGAGAGACCUGUCAGCAAGGGCAGCGCUGCCGCCUGGAAGAAGACUCCCAUCAACACAGGUGGGGCUCUCCCCUUUGUUAAUCCCAGUUUAGCUGUGCACAAGUCGUCCUCAGCAGUAGACCGCCAGCGUGAGUAUCUCCUGGAUAUGAUCCCCCCACGGUCCAUCCCACAGUCUGCCACGUGGAAAUAAUGCAGAGGAACGCCCGAGAGGAAGACUUUCCUGUUUCUGCCAUCCUUUUUAUACCACAUGACAGUGGAAUCUGCUUUAAUCCCAGCUGGAUACGCCCCAGGCUUUCUAGGAUGCAAGAAGACCACUCCUCAUCCCAUCGAGUGCUGCUGUCCCUGCUAGGAGAAAUGACACCGCGUGGGUGGGAAAGACUCGAGCUCAUUUGGUUAUCAGAUUCUUGUGAUUGACUGAUAAUGAAGGCUGUCAGGGAAGGGGAAGAAUUCUUAUAUAUAUAUAUAUAUUUUUUUUUUUGGCUUCGUAUAUUUAGUUUGGAUUUUCUUUGUCACCAGCACAAGAGGAGGACUGAAGUGACUCUGCCUUCGGUUUCUUGGUUGAGAACUACACCGGGGAUGUCAGCUCGGGGAGAGCAGCUUCCACCCGGUCCCGCCGACGCGUUUAGUGAGCCGAGUUCAUGUUUGCUUUUCUUCCCUGCCCCUCCUCAGCCAGGAAAGCAGUCUACAGAUGAUAAUGUUUUCCAAAUCUGCUGAUGAUGAGCUAAUGAUAAAUAAGCGCAAACUCAAAAUUCCACUUUGAGUCUGUUGUUUUCGAAGGGACUGGCUGCCACCAAAACUUGUCUGGUGGGUGGGACCCAGUGCAGGAGCCUCUCGCUUUUGUUGGAUUCUGUUUGGAAUAGACUUGGAACUGUUGGUAGUCUAAAAUCUUAAUUUACCGCAUAGACAGAACACCUUUGUUCGAUCUUUCUAAUUCAGCGAAGAGCAGUUGGGCCUUUCGUACGUUCCCGGAGGACUUACAAGCGAAACUGUUUGGGAUUCUUUUCUUUUUUUCGGAGGUUUCUUCUUGUUUUUUUUUUUGAGCAAUUCUGCUCCAAAUCCAGGAGUUGCAGAAGCUGCACGCAGUCAGAAGAGCCGGGGGGCGGGCAAGGGGGGGAGCACGGCCAGGGCGAGCUCUGUGCCCACUGCUCCCCUCUGCCCCGGCCGCCUCUGCAGUGUUGCAUUCUGCUAGAGCUUUAGGUAACCCUGCUUCCAGGACGGGUUUCCACGUGGUUUGAAUCUGUUCCGGGGAUUCCCCAGGUUUCAGCCCAGAUCCCUCAGGGUCCGGUUUCGCUCCCUCGUCGUCUCCUCUCCUUUCUUCCCUGUGCUUCUCCCCAAUUCACGUUGAAUUCGAGCGGCAGAAAGACAUGCCUUACUACUUAACGUUUGCAUAUCAGUGCUAAGAAGUAGUGCUGAUGAGAAUUAUUUGCAAAAUUAUAUAUAUAUCUAUAUAUCUAUAUAUAAAAGAAAAGGGGGGGAGGGGGUGCUACUCAGCCUCUAUGCUGAAUCUUAUUUUCUUAGCAGUUGCCAUUAGAUCUAACUGAAGCAGUAACUGUGUAGGGCCGUCCCCCCCCCCAAGAUCUAACUAUUGCAUAGUGGGAAAGAGAACUCGUUCAUUUUAGCCCCUGUUCUGUUGUGUGAAUAUCAAUAUUUAGAUACUUUGGAGACUGUUGGGUAGCCUAGAGAGCCUAGUUUUGCAAAAUGGUAUUUGUUGCUGUAUAAAGCCCUAGGAUUUCAAUUUGACUUUGGUUUUUUUGUUUUGUUUUAUUUUUUUUUUUCCGUUUGUUUGUUUUACGAAUGUAUAUUACGAGCGAACUGGGCACGAGAGGAAUUGUGUUGGGUUAAUUUUUCUUUUCAUUCCGGGCUAUUUUGGAUUGGGAGAUGUGGAGAAAGAGAGAGAGAGAGAAAAUGGAGUGCAUUUUAUUUUUGCACUUUGGAAAUAUUACAAAAUCGUUUCAGUUCUUUACCCGUGUGGAGUUUUCUUGUAUUUUUUUCUUUCCCCCCCCUCCCCCCUUCUCUUCUGAGCGAUGCCUGCGUUACCAUCAAAGCACACGUCGGUGCUGACCGGGGACCUGGGGAGAGCGCGUGUGUCCAAAAAGAAAAAGCAAAACUUUUCUCCAUCUGAAAUGCAGAUGCCUUGGGGGGAAGCCUGGGCGAUGCCUCCUUUCUUUUCCGCUGUCACGGUGCUGGCAAAGAGGGAAUGGAAAAGAGGGGCAGGAGCAUGAAAAGCACCCGGCUUAAAAGCGAUGUCAGCAUCAUUUGGGGCACGGCACCUUGGGCUUCCAGCACAGCCCAGAGGGGAGAGCUGGCACCAAGCUCACCGGGAUGGGACGGGGCUCAGAACUGAAAGCAGGAGGGUUCAGCAAGCACUGCUCCCUCGUGCUGCCCGACCACAAUGAGCUUUCACUUAACGAAUCAGAACCCCCCAUACAAGCCCCAUCCGUCGGGGCAGCGUUGAUUCAGGGCGUUUUGUAGCCAACAGAGGCGGCCCAGCCGUCGCUGCCGCCAUCCGGACCCGCUCUGACAUCGUUUUUAAUCUGCGGUUCUUGGAGCGCUGCGGGUGACUUCCAUAUUGAUUGCAUGAUGUUUCUGCCCGGACUCUGCAGCGGAACGCGGGGGCUGCGCUUUGCCGCGUGGUCAGAGCUGCGUGCCGCAGCCAUCCCGGGUCCUCUCCUCCUCCCCAUCCACGCCUUGCCCUUCCAAAGGCGACGGGGGGGGGGGGAAGAAAAUAAAGCAGAAAAACUCAAUCCGAUGGCACGUCCCCAUAACGGGACAGCGCUGGAGGAGGCAGCUGAGGCUCUGCAGAGCAAACCUCUGCUCCUUGGCGCUGCCGCACGCUCGGCUUCCCGCUGCCCAAGGGCUCCCGAGCUGCGGGGAGAGCUCUGAACAAAGACCGACCGCCGCCGCUUCGCUGCACGGUGCUGCAUGAGCCGGGGACGGUGCUGCUGGCUUCCCCCCUCUCCUGGGGAGAGGGUCGGAGCAGCGUUGGUUCUCGCAAGCCAUAAUAACCUUUCUUGGAGACGUCGCGACGACGAGGUUUUAUAACGCAGUAACGAUGACGAUGACUUAUUGUACUUAGAUUUUAGCAACUUGUGAAAUAAUAAUAAAAAAAAAAAAAAACCACAAAAAAACGGAUUUUUCAUUCGAACCA
Messenger RNA from Numida meleagris (helmeted guineafowl), 5608 nucleotides. It is a transcript of the gene GATAD2A, whose product is annotated as GATA zinc finger domain containing 2A. Lineage: Eukaryota; Metazoa; Chordata; Aves; Galliformes; Numididae. The coding region runs from base 851 to 2650 and encodes 599 amino acids. Gene Ontology annotation, molecular function: sequence-specific DNA binding. Gene Ontology annotation, biological process: negative regulation of transcription by RNA polymerase II. The record is from RefSeq and is a predicted model, not a curated record. The transcript has 12 exons. Gene Ontology annotation, cellular component: NuRD complex.